Molecule: messenger RNA, 705 nt
Organism: Colletotrichum gloeosporioides
Lineage: Eukaryota; Fungi; Ascomycota; Sordariomycetes; Glomerellales; Glomerellaceae
Exons: 1
Coding region: 1-705 (234 amino acids)
Source: RefSeq, a predicted model, not a curated record
AUGCGUUUCACCAACGUCCUCGCCAUCUUUGCAUCUGCCACUGCAACCUCAGCGCUUCCGCUUUCUCUCCUCGAUGGCCUCUUCGGGUCUGCCCCCACAGCCAACUCGUUGGUGCAGAGUUUGGGAGCAGUGAACAACGAGCUUGUCAAGUUGAACGUUAGCCUAGCCGGGCUCAACACAGCAAACUUGCAAUCUCAGGCCACUGGCACUGGAAGCAAUGUCAACAAUAUCGUCAACAACCUCCUUGGCCCUGUUCUACGAGGCCUCACUGUGAACGGUGGCCUCCAGACUGCGUACAACACUGCUUUGAGCCAGCUUGGCACUCUCAACAACCAAGGUGUCAUCCUUACGCCUGCGCAAGCUUCUCAGGUCGCUACCACUCUCAACGCAUACCAGAAUCAGUUGACCCAGGUGUUGGCGUUGAUUCAGGCCAACCAGCCUGCUUUCACAACGGCAUCGGGAAGUGGGCUUCUUGGCACGGUGCAGAACCUUCUUGGUGGGAGCUUGGGCGGCAGCGCUGCUACUCCGGUCAGCACUGUUCAAAGCUGGCUCUCAAGUACCCUUAACAACAACGGCAACCUCCUCACCGCAGUCAGCACUCUUCUCCAGCGAACGCAGCCUACAAUCCAGUCCACACUUCAACAGGUCACCAACCUUCUUCAGGGUCUCAUCAGGGCCCAAGUCACCGUUUACGGCCCCUAUUAA